Candidozyma auris is the source of this 441-nucleotide messenger RNA. RefSeq lists its product as uncharacterized. Bases 1 to 441 code for a protein of 146 amino acids. Lineage: Eukaryota; Fungi; Ascomycota; Pichiomycetes; Serinales; Metschnikowiaceae. The transcript has a single exon. The record is from RefSeq and is a predicted model, not a curated record.
AUGUCGCUCUUGGACAAAUUAGAGGACCUCCAGACCCUUUCGUGGGAGGCGUCUGUCAACGGCUCGUUCGAGCUGACCGAGCUGGACUCGGACUCUCACCUGCAACUAUCUAUGUGCUCAGAGGCCACGUCGGUGCAGCUGAGCGUUCGAAGGCCCGACCUGACAAAGCUGGCGAAAAUGGCCGCCCUGGGCAAAGCUGCCUCGCUACGGCCGCUUCCGACGUCCAGGGGUGCGUUGGCGUCUGCUUUCGACAGUCUAGGAACCAUGUUGGAGUGUCUCGAGGGGCUGGCCGAGGCUGAGUUGAUGGAGAUCGAAACUUGUCUCAACGAGACGAUUGCAGCGUUGAAAAACGCUCCCGCUUGGGACACCACCAUCAUCAAGAGAGACGGCUUGUUUCCGUGCUCCCUGAGCCGCUCGAAGGCGGCCUCCACGAGGCAGUAA